AUGAAUCCGCCUAUUCAGCACUACACUUACCCGGACAACCACGCUCCAGCUGCUGCUUAUGAUAGGAUUCUUCAGUUUCUCUACCCUGGGUACCAGAGAUUUUUUCUCAAAUGUGACGAGGAGCUUCGUCGGCCGCAGGCCGACACGUCUUCAGCCUUCGGCCGAAGACACGGGCGGCGAAGCCGCGAGAAAAACUUUUCGCGCGGGUCACUUUUUAAGACUUGACAGAAACCGGAAACCGCGCAUGAAAAGUCUCUGGCACCCAGGGUACAGUUUCUCCCGUAACAAAGAAGAAAAAAAAUGUUUGUAUAAAGUGAUGUCUCCAAUAUUUAAUGGGUCGGAAAUCAAAGCAGCUGUAACUAGAUGUUCUCCAUCCAAAUUUUCUUAAGUAGUACCAUGUUUGACAGUACCGCCCUUUUUUUUCCGUUCAAGGCAGAGCCCAAGUGUCACAGCCAACACAAGGUUUUUGGAAGAGGAUGUUGUCUUAUCUGGAUGCCAUGUUCCUGCGAAAGUAAGUAUUAAGACGGAAUCCAUUAAGAAAUUGAGUAAUUUUCAUUUUCAUUGGACAAAAACGUUGUGCCAGAAUACUUUGAGCCUUAUAGCAUUCUUUCUUUUUUUUUUACGCUUUUCAAGGGCUAUAGACAUAAUCAGUUUUCUGUAAUAACACAAAAGACAAAUUCUUAUUGAGGCCCGAGAAAAUAAAUGUCAAAUUUCACAGGAAUUGAGAAAACAUAGGUAUAAUCGUCAUGCGUAAGAUUUAAUUUUGUAGAAAUUAGAGGCUUUUGAGAUUUGAAGUUUGUUUUCUUGGGCCUUUCAAAUGUGUUUUACUGUUAAAUAUUCCAGCUUAUUAUGUCCGAACUAAGACGACUGAACAUAAACAUCACGGUAAUAUUCAAAAUUACUGUCGCCCUGAUCCGUCAUGUAAGAGAUCCCUUAAGAUAGAUGGAAGAUAAAUGAACUCUUACGAGUCUGGUAAUAAUGGACUUUUAUGCCACAACUCUCUCAGAGAAGUACUUCAACGAUCCUUUAUAAUUAGAGUUUAAUCCCGAGCGCUGCCUUAGAGCAAGUAAAGAGGCCCAUUCCUUUUCUCACCUGCAGUUUGUAUUUGGACCCCGUAUGUAGAGAAGCCAUUCUGUCGAGGCGACAUCCUGUCAAAGACUUCGCCUUUGGCACAUGUUUACUCAGACAAGUAUCACUUUGGGGAGUAUGGCGCGCGCGCCCUUUAAGGGACGGACAAAAGGGGAACAAGAAACACGCAACUUGUCCUGCAACAUUGCCGCAAAACGAGUUGAAUAGCGUUGUUGUGAGUUUUAUCACCCAUAUCAAACCUGUCUUGCAACAAAUCAGGUUGUUAACAGGUUUGACAGACGUGGGUGGUAAAACGCGCAACAUCGUUGCAAGUUUUUAUGCGUGUUUCUCGCGUUCUCCCCUGCUCAUCGCGUUUUCGCGCGCCUUCAUUCCCCCUUUCUCAUACCCAUAUUCUCAAUCUAUAAAGGAUGAUGUAAUCAACUAAAGCAUGUGAAAAGAAAGUUGAAUUAAAUUUUGUUUCUACAAGUUGCAAUUGUAAUUGUCGAACUGUCCAGUGACAAACCAUCUUUAUGUCCAUCUUGAUCAACAACAUGCAUAACUUUGCCCUUCCUGUAGGUCGUCAUGUCGCUGAACUUGAGAUGUACGUGUUUAUGUGCAAAGUAAGUAUUCCGUAAAAAGUAUCCUAAUACACUUUUUAACAACGAACUUUGUAUGAUACCAAGAGAAUGAGACCGUCAUCUCUUGAUAAUUAGGCUUCUUUAAAGAAUUGUUUCGCCGGUCGCGAUGAGAGGCAAGGAGAGUCAUGUUCUAGUGAAAACAUUCCGAUUCCGCUGUCACGAUUUCGUCGAUUAGAAGUUAGUCAAAGCUACAAUAGUCGUCACAUUUGAUGAAGCAUUUGCGUCCACUCCAAUUCUGAUCAAUCAUGUACCUCCUAUCACUGGGGAAGAGGAGAAGGAGAAAUGCACAUGUCAUAAGUUUCUGUCAGGGGUAGGACCCAAGGGGUGGGGGUAUCAUAACAAGACAAAGUCCCCUGGUUCAAGUGCUUCUCAAUGGAAAAUCCCGUCGUGAUAUAUUUCUUAUAUAACUUGGAUUUAGUUAAUUGAGGGGACUUUUUAUGAACUAUUUCACUAAUAGGACAAUUGCACGAUGACGUCAUUUUACUACAACUACCAGAAUCCUUAAGUUUGUUGUUUUCUUGUGCAAAUUAAGGUUAUUGUUCUUUAAUCCUCAGCGGGAUUGACUAAUUUAAAUAACAAAGCAAAACCGAAAUGAAUAUUACAACUGGAUGUGGUACAUGGGUGUGGUCCGGGACAAUAUACGAUGUUUUACAUGAAGUACACACACAUUUUGAAGCGGGGCAGGAAGCGGGGCCAUCUUUGGUAACGAGCUGGGCGAGCUGGGCGAGCUGGGCAUCGUUA
Messenger RNA from Porites evermanni, 2447 nucleotides. The record is from the annotation of a GenBank genome assembly. Lineage: Eukaryota; Metazoa; Cnidaria; Anthozoa; Scleractinia; Poritidae.